Messenger RNA from Cuscuta campestris, 1372 nucleotides. Lineage: Eukaryota; Viridiplantae; Streptophyta; Magnoliopsida; Solanales; Convolvulaceae. The record is from the annotation of a GenBank genome assembly.
CAGCAUCUUCUCUACAACAUAGUUGAUUGUUUUGUUUGCAUAGCUUGUGUUUGGUGUUAUUUGCUGCGCCCCCACGAACUUACAAUUGGUAUCAGAGCUUGGCAAGCUUAAGUUAUUAGCUUGAUUGAUCUAUCACCAUGUGAGAUAUUCAAGUCUCUUGGUGGACAGGUUUGGAGAAGCAUAGAGGUUGGAUGGUCAGCUCCUACUAUGACAAAUGAAGAUGGAGAACUAAUUCAGAAACCUUAUGAGAGAUUCAACAAGAAAGAAAAGGAUGCUGCUGAAUCGAAUGAUCAGGCUUUGAAUGCAAUCUUCGGAGCGGUUGACAGAAACCAGUUUCGUCUUAUCUCAAACUGCACAGAGGCCAAGAGAGCUUGGGAUAUUUUGCUUAUUACUCGUGAAGGCACUACAACAGUCAAGACUGCCAAACUUCAGAUCGUGAUGUCCAAAAUUGAAAAUCUUAAAAUGGAGGAUGCUGAGUCUAUCACAAAUUUUCAUGGGUGGGUUAGAGAGUUGGCAAAUGAGGCUGAAAGGCUUGGUGAACAAAUUACAAAAAACAAGCUAGUGUUGAAAGUGCUACGUUCUCUUCUAGAAAAAUACUUUAUGGAUGUUAAAGCUAUUAGACAAACACAAUCUCUCAAUGUUAUGUCUCUUGACGAGCUGAUGGGGAACUUAGAAACCAUUGAGUUGGAGAUGCAUGAAGAUCUACGACGUAAAAAGCAGCAUGUCAUCCUCGUUGAAAAAGAGAAGCAGUGUGUUAAAGACAGUGCUGGAACAUGCUGUGCUUUUCCUACUUUCCAUAGUGUUGACGGUGACUCUGAUAGUGACGUGGAUCCAAAGGAGAUGCUUAUAAUUGUUGAAGAAAAAUUUCAAGAGUCUCUACGAGUCAACAAGAAAAUAUGUUUGGAAAAUGAUAGCCUCAAACGUGAAUUUGCUGAAUCAAAACGCGAUGUGGAACAACUCCUCAAAGAGUUACGGAGAUACAAAGGUCUCGGAUUUUCAGGUUCCGAAAGCAAUAAGACCCCAUUUGACUUGUUUGUUGAUCGAAGAAAGGAAAUUGCUCAAAAAGUCCCACAAGGAAGGAAAACAGAAGCUGCUGCAUCUGCCGGAACAUCUCAUGAAGCUUCUGCUGGAACAAUUUAUGCAGCACCCUAUGCAAAAAGGCAAAGAGUUGUGACACAAUCUAGUAUGAGAAGACAUAAGGAUCAUUAUUCUAAACCUGAAAGAUGCAUCGUCCGAGGGGGAGUCGCUCAAUAUGGCUCAAAUUGAUGUGACAAAGUCUAGGUCUAUUUUGAUAUUCAUUAUUGUAAUGCCCAAGCUCGCUUUUACUCUUCUCUUUUUUCCCCAAUAUUCUUAAUAAAACCUUUUGCAUUUU